Molecule: messenger RNA, 450 nt
Organism: Emiliania huxleyi CCMP1516
Lineage: Eukaryota; Haptophyta; Isochrysidales; Noelaerhabdaceae
Exons: 4
Coding region: 1-450 (149 amino acids)
Biological process (GO): snRNA modification
Molecular function (GO): O-methyltransferase activity; RNA methyltransferase activity; snRNA binding
Source: RefSeq, a predicted model, not a curated record
AUGCUGACCAACGACGACUUUCGGGCCAUGCUGCUCGACGAGUCGACGCCCUUCGAGCCGGGCGCCGCUUACCCGCGCAGCGUCCGCUUCGCGCACCUCAACAUUGCGCAGGAGCCGCCUUCGGAAGGCACACCGGGCGAGGGCGAGCUGCGCGGCGCCUUCGACACGGUCCUCUGCCUCUCCACCUCUAAGUGGGUCCACCUCCACUUUGGGGACGAGGGCCUCAAGUGCCUCUUCCGCCGCGUGCACGCCGCCCUCCGGCCGGGCGGCCUCUUCCUCCUCGAGCCGCAGCCGUGGUCGUCGUACCGCAAGAACGCCGGCCUCGCGCCGCACCUGCUGCGGAACUACGGCGCCAUCCAGAUCAAGCCGCCGCAAGGUCCUGGGUUUGCGCAAGGCGCGCGCGGCGGGGCGAAACGCCCGCUGCUGCUCUUCCGGAAGGGGGGGGUCUGA